AUGUCCCUCUAUUUUGAUGCGGUCGCUAUUUUGACCGCGCCCUCCUCGGGCGGCUCGUUCAAGUCCCGGAUUUACAGUGCUCGGAACCUGCGCGCAUCCCCAGCACAGCUCUAUGCGCUGAUCACCGAGGCUGCUAAAUGGGACACCGUGCUGGCAGAUGUCAUUGACAAAUCCGGCAUUCUCGCUUUGGAGCGCAAGCUCUCUCCACUCCUCGCUCUUCUCCUCGUUCAUGAUCAUCUACUCGCGAAAAAAGGCAUUGCCGCGCCGGUUACCCACACACUCCGCCAGACUGUGGAGCGUCAUAAGGCCAGGCUCAAGGCCGAGUUCACUAAGGCCCGGGUCCGUCGCGGGUGCGCCUCCGUCGAGCAAUUCAAGGCUGUUGUUAUUCGUGAGAAACGACUGGCUGAUGGAACCAGCCAUUUCGUUUACCCGCGCUGGGUGCGCAUCAAUAACAUCCGCACUACCCUUGAAGACCAACUGAGCACUACGUUCAAGUCUUACCGUCGGGUAGAUAGUCUUGCAGAAUUGGCCCCAGAAGACGAGCUGGAAAGCCGAAAGCCAGAGCCGAGAUUGUUCAUUGAUCCUAACAUCCCGGAUUUGGUGGCGGUGCCUUUCGGCGCAGACUUCACUGCCUCACCGGCUUACAAAAAUGGAGAAAUCAUUCUCCAGGAUAAAGCGUCCUGCUUCCCAGCAUAUCUCUUGUUGGGUGACCGUGGGCCUAACGAUGCAUGGGAGGGCGAUUUGGUUGAUGGCUGUGCUGCCCCGGGGAACAAGACCACGCACUUGGCGUCGCUUCUGGCCAAACAACAAAAGGGUAGCAAGAAUAGAAACCAGAGAAUCUUUUCUAUGGAUGCUUCUACCAUGCGGUCCAGAACGCUGCAGAAAAUGGUUGGUUUGGCCGGUGCUGACUCGGUCACUGUGCUGCAAGGUCAGGAUUUCCUCGCCCUUGACCCGGAAGAUGAACAGUUUGAGAAGGUCACUGGGUUACUGUUGGAUCCUAGUUGUUCUGGUAGCGGAAUCAUCGGCCGUGACGAUGUUCCUCAAUUUACACUCCCUGCACCGGCGGCAUACAGGGCGCCCAAAUCUCAUGGAAAGAAGAGGAAGCGCCCGGACGACGACGAAGCAGGUGGCGAGCAGUCGAAAGCCACCAUGGGAACUCCGCAGGCAGAGCCCACAGAUGAGAAUGAUAUCCCGGAUGGGACGAUCGACCCGGAGCGACUGACUAAACUAUCAAGCAUCCAAGCACGGAUCGUUGAACACGCGCUGCGUUUCCCGAAUGCUACCCAUGUGACGUAUAGUACUUGUUCUAUCCACCUGAUUGAGAAUGAGGGCGUCGUGGCUCGCAUUAUGAAUUCGCAGGUCGCCAAGGAGCGCGGCUGGCGCCUCCUGCGGCGCGAUGAGCAACCCGAUGGAUUGCGUCGAUGGAAGAAACGAGGUGUGCGCGAGGAGCUGCCAGCCGAGGGAGAGACAGGGCCAUCGGGCACGGUAGAUCUCUCCGACGAGGCACUAGAAGCGUGCAUCCGGUCCUGGCAAGGUGACGCAGAGGGUCUGGGAGGAUUUUUUGUCGCUGGAUUCAUUCGUGACCCUAGUCUUGCUGUCAUUGCCGCUCCGGCGAAGGAGCGUGGAAAUGACGAGCACGAUGGGCACGGCGAGAGCGAUGUGAGCGACGAAGAUGAAAAAGAUGCAGACGAUGAAGAAUGGGGAGGAUUCUCUGAUUAG
Penicillium concentricum is the source of this 1719-nucleotide messenger RNA. Its product is annotated as rRNA (cytosine-C5-)-methyltransferase RCM1. Gene Ontology annotation, biological process: rRNA base methylation. Gene Ontology annotation, molecular function: methyltransferase activity. Bases 1 to 1719 code for a protein of 572 amino acids. NCBI's taxonomy places the organism in Eukaryota, Fungi, Ascomycota, Eurotiomycetes, Eurotiales, Aspergillaceae. Gene Ontology annotation, cellular component: nucleolus. The record is from RefSeq and is a predicted model, not a curated record. The transcript has 2 exons.